This is a messenger RNA of Aplosporella prunicola CBS 121167, 684 nucleotides long. RefSeq lists its product as uncharacterized. The record is from RefSeq and is a predicted model, not a curated record. Gene Ontology annotation, biological process: mitotic cell cycle. The transcript is spliced from 2 exons. Lineage: Eukaryota; Fungi; Ascomycota; Dothideomycetes; Botryosphaeriales; Aplosporellaceae. Gene Ontology annotation, cellular component: DASH complex; mitotic spindle. The coding region runs from base 1 to 684 and encodes 227 amino acids.
AUGGCCACUCCCAACAUGGAUGACCUCACCCUAUCCGACUCUGACAUCAACAUGGACAGCCCCAAGCCGCAACCCACCGCCCCGCGCCCCGAGUCGCGCUACACGACCGACGAGGCGCGCGAGGCGGCCCUGCGCCGCGAGCUCGACCAAGUGCGCUCCGUCAACAAGGUCAUCGAGGGCGUCGUCGAGAGCCUCGACAAGGCCCGCACCAACAUGGAUACUGUCCACCGCACCGUCUCCUCCGCCUCCACCCUCCUGCACACCUGGACCCGCAUCCUCUCCGCCACCGAGCACAACCAGCGCCUCAUCCUCGACCCGACCUGGCAAGGCGCGGGGCAGGACGUCGCAGACACGGAAGCCGAGGCCUCAGCCCGGCAGCAUGAAGCCGCGCGGCGCGAGCAAGAAGCCGUGCUGCGGCGGGAAGCAGCGGCGCGCCGGGCCGAGGAAGACGAGGAGCGGCGCCGCGUCGAGGCCGCGGGCGGAAGUACGAGCAGGCCGGGCAGCAGCGCGCGCGGCACUAGGAGGGGCACUGCGAGAGGCAGGGCUGGUGCCAGCGCUACUGGCAGGACCACGCCUGGCGCGGGGUAUGUCGGCGUCGGCGGGCAGCGGGGCGUGGGCAGAGGGCCUGGGAGGGCAGGGAGCGGGAUUGGGAGGGGCGGCGUGAGGGGCCGUGGGCGCGCUUGA